This is a messenger RNA of Funneliformis geosporum, 152 nucleotides long. Lineage: Eukaryota; Fungi; Glomeromycota; Glomeromycetes; Glomerales; Glomeraceae. The record is from the annotation of a GenBank genome assembly.
AUGAACUCUUCGUUCGACGGCUGGGACUCUUCGUCUAACAAGGAUGCCUUACGGCAAUGUGACGUUAGCGCAAGCUGGACUCUUUGUCUACAGCUUAGCCAAGCUGGACUCUUUGUCUACAGCUUUUUCCUGAUUAAAUUAGCGCAAGCUAG